This is a messenger RNA of Polypterus senegalus (gray bichir), 9765 nucleotides long. It is a transcript of the gene sdk1a, whose product is annotated as sidekick cell adhesion molecule 1a. Gene Ontology annotation, molecular function: protein binding. Gene Ontology annotation, cellular component: plasma membrane; axon. Bases 747 to 7580 code for a protein of 2277 amino acids. Gene Ontology annotation, biological process: cell-cell adhesion; axon guidance. The record is from RefSeq and is a predicted model, not a curated record. Lineage: Eukaryota; Metazoa; Chordata; Cladistia; Polypteriformes; Polypteridae. The transcript has 47 exons.
GCUGCUUGAUGAGCAGAGUCUGUGCUGCACGCCGAGCUCAAACAGGUCUGCUGCUUGUCGCCUCUCAAAGGAGGACACAGAGAGCAAGUAAGGGAGGAAGCGAAAGUACCCGUAGUGGAUCUUAUCUGGCACGAGUGUGUUAGUACCCGUUUAAGUAGCCGUGACGUGUUUAGAAGAGGAGCCAAGAUUAACUACAGGAGUUCGGAAACUUCUCUAGGCGCUUUUUACAACUUGGAUUACUUGGAUUGAUCAGAAGUGCACCCUACUCGAAUUAAAAUUUGAGGAGAAAACUCGUUUGGAUUAUCCAGUUGAGGGAGAUAUUUUUUUGUGGUCUGCGACACUAAUUGGAAUUAGAUUUAUUUUUAUUUUCGUUUCAAGUUUUUUGGCACCUGUGCAGCAUCUGGAUUAGUCAAGAAACCUGCGGUCAUCGGAUACAUUCUGCCAAAGAUUUUCUGAGAAAUUAAGUUAAACUCGCAUUCAUAAAAAAGAUGAGCGAGUGGUGGAUCAUCUAAUGGAUAAGGGGAAAGAGUUUAAUUUGGGAAUGGAGGCGAAGUAUUAAAGGGUACACCCAAACGAACCAGAAAAGAGUGAAAGGACCGAAACCCAAGCGUUUCUCCCUGUGAUUAAGCGGAUGCUUUUGGGUUUGUGUUCCUGUUGGCAGAUGCAUUAACGAGCUCCCUCUUUGUGGCAUCGCUGGAGGCGGAGGUAGCGCUGCUGGUAGAAGCGAGACUGCAGAAAAACCGACAAUGAGAGGUUUCAAAGUGAGCUUGGGCAUCUCUACGUUGAUGGAGCCGCGCUCGGAUAGUCAAAUCUGCAAUCGGGGUCCACAGGCUCCUGCCAACUCGAGAGAUUUGGACGCGAUCGGCGACCAGCACCCAGGAAGCAGCUCCGCACUGGCAGCCCACAGCGCAGCAGCGCGAAAGUGUGCCGAUGUCUCCGGCCUCACGAGUUCAUACUGCUCUGGUGGCAUUGCCGGCGACACCCGUGAACAACAGAGCCGGGAUUGCACAGCUUGGGGUUUGGCAAUACGUCGGUGCCAGCCGCAAGGGGAAAUAAGAAAAAACAGCGCCGGGAGGAACGCCACUGCGGAGACUGCGAGAGCCCAUUCUAGACGCAGGGCUGGGAAGCAAAGCGAAAAGUUUACAUGGAGUUGGUGGGCGUUUCUGCUGCUCCACGGCCACGUGUUGCGGGCUGUAGCACAAGAUGAUGUCGCCCCAUCAUUUAAAACAGAACCAGGUCCUCCUCAGAUUCAUCUCGAAGGAAACCGCUUAGUACUGACCUGUCUGGCAGAGGGCAGCUGGCCCUUGGAGUUUAAGUGGAUCUUGAAUGACACCGAAAUCACCACGUUCUCCCCGGAAUACAAGUACAUCAUUCCAUCUCUCCAGCGUUCCAACGCUGGGUUUUACCAGUGUGUUGUGCGGAACAGGAUGGGUGCGCUGAUGCAGAAGAAGACUGAAAUCCAAGUCGCCUAUAUGGGAAACUUUGAAGAGAUGGAGCAACGGAAGACGGUGACACAAGGCAAAGCUGCAGUGCUGAAUUCUCCAGUGGUGUCCUGCUAUCCACGCCCUCAAGUGACCUGGUUCAGGGAUGGCUAUAAGAUUAUUCCUAGCAGCAGAAUAGCAAUAACCCUGGACAAUCAGCUGGUGGUGCUGUCAACAACUAUCUCUGAUGCUGGGAGAUAUUUUGUGCAAGCAGUCAACGAGAAGAAUGGCGAGAACAAGACAAGCCCAUCCAUCUAUCUGAGCAUGGCGAUAAGCAAGAAGAACCGGGGAUUAUCUGGAUCUGAGGCCUCUGCAGAUGUCACGGCUCCGGUGAUCAUAAUUCCCCCUCGGAACACCAGUGUGGUGGCUGGAGUCGGCGAGGCCACGCUGGAGUGUGUGGCUAAUGCGAGGCCCAUCGAGAAGCUUAGCAUUUACUGGAAGCGGAAUGGAGUGCGGCUGACAAGUGGAGUUGGGACCUUCGGCAGACGGCUGACCAUUAGCAACCCCACCUCAAAAGACAAUGGCCUCUAUGUGUGUGAGGCUUCUCUUCUGGACAGCACGGCCAAGACGGUGGAAGCCAAGGCGUUCUUCUCUAUUAUCGAUCCUCCAUAUUUUAUCACAGAGCCUGAAGAAAGGAUCGUGGGAGAAGUGGACAAGUCUGUGACUAUUCAAUGCCCUGUUCGAGGAGUUCCUGCGAACAGCCUGGAGUGGUAUAAAGACUCCAUUCCCCUGAACAAAUUGAAAAAUGGCCGCUACAAGGUGCUGAGCAGUGGAGGGUUGCAAAUUACAAAAGUGCGUCCUGAGGAUUCUGGAAUCUUUCAGUGUUUCGCUCAGAACUUUGCUGGAGAGAUCCAAACCCACACCUAUCUUGACGUCACAAGUAUGGCUCCAACGUUUACUAAGCCCCCACUAGACAUCACCGUGACAGAAGGGACUUCAGCCAUCUUCACCUGUGAGGUAUCUGGAGCGCCAAAACCAGCCAUCACCUGGAAGAAAGGCAACCAGGUUUUAGCCAGUGGCUCGGUCAAGAUUCCUCGAUUUAUCCUACUGGAAUCAGGGGGCCUGCAGGUUCAGCCAGUCCUCCCUCAAGACGCCGGCAAUUACAACUGCUUUGCUUCCAACUCUGCAGGACUAAUCAAUGCCACAGCAGCACUCACAGUGUGGAGCCGUACAUUUAUAUCGCGUGCUCCUGAAGACAGUCGUGUUAUCAAAGGAACAAUGGCUGUGCUGAACUGUGGGGCAACUCACGACCCUAGGGUGCCCAUCAGGUUUGUCUGGAAGAAGGACGGCUCUUUUGUCAAUCCAUCUGGCACAUCUCGUAUCAGUUUAAAAGAUGGAACCCUCUACAUCAGCCAGACCUGGUCUGGUGAUAUCGGAGACUAUGUAUGCCAGGUCUUGUCGCAAAGUGGGAAUGACUCCAAAGCAGCACGUCUGGAGGUUAUCGAGCUUCCCCACUCUCCUCGAAACCUCCAGGCAGCUUUAAAUGACUCAGAUCGGCGUACAGUUGAACUCUCCUGGGUGCGGCCUUUUGAUGGAAAUAGCCCUCUUCUCUACUAUAUCGUCGAGCUGUCUGAAAACAAUUCUCCAUGGAAGGUGUACUUACCCAAAGUGGAGCCUGACAAGGCGGGAGCCACAGUGCGGGGUCUCACACCAGCCCGUACUUACCAGUUUCGGGUGUCCGCUGUGAACCAGGUUGGACGUGGCCAGUACAGUUCAGAAACGAACAGGUUAAUGCUGCCCGAGGAACCUCCAAGUGCACCCCCAAAGAACAUCGUUGCUAGUGGACGUACCAACCAGUCUAUAAUGGUGCAGUGGCAACCCCCGCCAGAGCCGGAGCUCAACGGCGUGCUGAGAGGCUAUGUUCUCAGGUAUAGGCUUGCUGGUCUUCCUGGUGAAUAUCAACAAAAGAACAUCACCAGCCCAGAGAUUAAUUACUGCUUGCUGAGAGACCUCAUUAUCUGGACACAGUAUGAGAUCCAAGUUGCAGCUUACACUGGAGCUGGACUGGGAGUGUUCAGUCUCCCUGUCACUGAAUAUACUCUUCAAGGAGUGCCAACUGCUCCACCUCAAGAUGUUGAGGCAGUGGCGAUCAAUUCCACUACAAUUCAGUUCACAUGGAAUCCGCCUCCACAGCAGUUCAUAAACGGCAUUAAUCAAGGAUAUAAGCUCUUAGCCUGGCCUGAGAACCAGCCUGAGGCUGUUGUCAUAGUAACCAUCACCCCAGAGUUUCACGGAGCACGACAUAUGGGCUACAUCACUGGACUGAAGAAGUUCACCCGGUACCUCACUACUGUGCUUUGCUUUACAACUCCAGGGGACGGGCCUAGAAGCCCCCUACAACUCAUCCAGACUCAUGAGGACAAGCCUGGAGCCGUGGGACACUUGAGCUUCACUGAGAUCCUGGACACAUCGCUGAAAGUGAGCUGGCAGGAGCCACAGGACAAGAAUGGCAUCAUUAUAGGCUAUCAGAUUACCUGGGAGGCAUAUGGCAAGAACGAGACUCGAGUCAUACAGAUGCUGUCCAAUAGCACGCUGGAGUACAAGGUGACUGGACUCACCUCCUUGACCACCUACACCAUUGAAGUGGCAGCUGUAACUGCCGCUGGGAUGGGUGUGGUCAGCUCCUCAGCCAUCUCCUCCGGAGUUCCACCAGAGCAACCUGGAGCACCAUCCAAUCUUGUAAUUUCAAAUAUCAGCCCCCGUGCAGCCACCCUCAAGUUUCGUGCAGGAGAUGAUGGAAAAACAACCAUUUUUAAGUGGAUUGUUGAAGGACAGGUUGGGGCAGUGGGUGAUGAUGAAGACUGGAAAGUUCUUUAUGAAAAGGAGAAUGACCCAGAUGCCCAGGUGCUUGAGAUCCCCGAGCUCACUCCAUUUACUUAUUAUAGGUUUCGGAUGCGUCAGGUGAACAUUGUCGGAACCAGCCCUGCCAGUCAGCCCUCCCGUGUCAUCCAGACCCUGCAGGCCCCCCCAGAUGUGUCUCCGAGUAGCAUCACAGUCCGGACUGCCAGUGAGACAAGUCUGUGGCUAAGAUGGGUGCCCCUACCUGAUUCUGAAUACAACGGCAACCCCGAGACAGUGGGCUACCGGAUCAAACUGUGCCGAUCAGACCUGCAGGGUGAAGUACGCACAGAGCAGGUGACCGACCGGAUGGAGCGGGAGAUCACUCUUGAAGGCCUGGAAGAGUGGACAGAAUAUCAGCUGCAGAUUCAGGCCUUUAAUUCCAUUGGAGCUGGACCCUGGAGUGCAGUGGUGCACGGACGCACAAGGGAAUCAGUUCCAUCUGGGGCACCAGAGAAUGUGACUGCUGAAGCGGUGAGCUCAACCCGAAUAUUAGUUACAUGGGGACCAGUUCCUGAACAAGAACAGAACGGAAACAUCCUGGGAUAUAAGGUGCUCUACAAAGAAAAAGAUCUUGGAGGGGAUCCACUGACCCACAUAGUGAAAGGAAACCUCACGCAGUCGGCCCUACUCAGAAAUCUCCGUAAAUAUGUGGAGUAUGAAAUUCAAGUGCUAGCUUUCACGCGAAUCGGCGAUGGUGUGCCCAGCUCACCCUCUGUUCUUGAAAGGACCAAAGAUGAUGUACCCGGUCCACCUGUCAGACUGGUCUUCCCAGAAGUACGUUUGACUUCCCUGAAGGUAGUAUGGCAACCUCCACUGGAACCAAAUGGAAUAAUAAUUGGAUACCAGAUAUCAUACCGACUUGCAGCCAGCGACCCAAACAAAUUCACCACAGUGGAAGUCGAUUCCAAGUCCCUGCAGUUCCCCAUCACAGGGCUUACCCCUGACUCAGCCUACAUCUUCCGAAUUGCAGCCAAAACGCAGCAGGGCUGGGGGGCCCCCGAAGAGGCUGUGGUGAUCACGACAGAAAAAAGAGAGCGACCUGAGCCUCCAAAGGAGCUGUUUGUCCCCCAAGAAGAGGUGCAAUCUCGGAGGCUGAUGUUGCGUUGGUUACCAGGUGGAGAUGGAUCUUCUCCAGUGCGUUACUUCACAGUUCAGACCAAGCAACUGCCCAAUGGAGAGUGGCAGACACACUCUUCAGCCAUAAGUCAUGACAGCACAUCCUGGGAGAUCAAGCGGUUGAAACCAUUCACCUCCUACAAGCUGAGAAUGAUGGCAACAAACGACGUUGGAGACAGCGAGUUUAGUACAGAGACUGACCCAGUGACCACCCUGCAAGAUGUGCCUGAUGAGCCUCCUGUCAUUCUAGCUGUGACUCCCCACACCACUUCUUCUGUCCUCGUCUCUUGGCAGAAGCCAAAAGAAGAAAGCCUAAAUGGGAUCUUGGUGGGUUAUCGCAUCUACUACAGAGAACUUCCAUAUGAAAGUGCCCAAGGUGAUGCCAAGUUCACUGCAAGCCCAUCAGCCCUGAGGACUGAAUUGACAGCCAAAAGCGCCUUUAAAUCUGUAAGCCGUCCUUCACUGACUGAAUUCGAACUGACACAGCUGAACAAGUACAAACGUUAUGAAAUUGUGAUGUCUGCUUACAACAUCAUCGGGGAGAGUCCUUCUAGUUCUCCUGUGGAAGUCUUUGUCGGAGAAGCAGCACCAUCAAUGGCCCCACAGAACAUCCAGCUGAACCCUCUAACUGCUAACCAGCUUGAAGUGUCUUGGGAGCCGCCACCUGUGGAGACCCAGAAUGGGAACAUUCAGGGAUACAAGGUCUAUUACUGGGAAACUGACGUUCAAAAUGAAACGGAGAAGUUGAAGAUCUUAUUUCUUCCUGAAACAAGUGUGAGGCUCAAAAACCUGACCAGCUACACCUCCUACUCUGUAAAGAUCACAGCGUUUAACGCAGCAGGAGACGGACCUUUCAGUGAACCCAGGACAUGCAGGACUCACCAGGCAGCUCCAAGCUCUCCGAGCUACAUCUCAUUUUCAGAGGUCACUACAACUACUCUAAAUAUGUCCUGGGGGCCUCCAAUCUGGCCCAACGGCAUUGUGGAUGGAUAUCGGGUGGUAUAUGAGCCUCUGGAACCAAUACACGGAGUCAGCAAGGUGGUGACAGUGGACAUCAAAGGCAACAGGCAAUGCUGGCUCAAAGUGCGAGAUCUCACCAAGGGAGUGGCAUACAGUUUUCGGGUUCAAGCCAAGACUAUAGCCUUUGGACCAGAGCUGGAAGCUAACAUCACAGCUGGACCAUCAGAUGGUUCCCCAGGUUCUCCUUUAAAUCCAUCAAUCACCAAGUCUACCAGCUCUCUCACAAUACGCUGGUCUGCUGGAGAUGCUGGGGCAGGACCGAUCACAGGAUACGUCAUUGAGACCAGACCCUCAGAUGAAGGACUCUGGGACACAUUUGUGAAGCACUUGUCCCCAACCACUACAUCCUACACUAUCAGCCUGGACCGACUUCGGCAGGGUGUGAGCUACGAGUUCAGAGUCAUUGCAGUAAAUGUGUUUGGCUACGGUGAGCCAAGUGCGCCCUCUGCUGCCACUUCAGCCCAGACAGAAGUUCCCUUCUAUGAGGAGUGGUGGUUCCUGGUGGUCAUGGCUCUCUGCGGCCUCAUUCUCAUCCUGCUCAUUGUGUUCACUUUAGUGCUGCAUGGACAGAGCAAAAGAUACAGGAGCUGCGGUCUGGGUAAGAACAUCACCACAGUGGAAGAGUCUGUCACACUGGACAAUGGAGGUUUCACAUCUCUGGAGCUCAACAGUCGGCACCUAAAUGUCAAGAGCUCCUUCUUAAAAAAGAAUGGCACCAGGUCUCCACCCCGACCAAGUCCAGGUGGGCUGCAUUAUUCAGACGAAGACAUCUGCAACAAUUACAAUGGUGCAGUGCUGACAGAGAGCACCACACUCACGGAGAAGGCCACCGAAGUCUCUGAAUCAGAAGUGACAGACAGCGACUAUGAGGAUGACCACCCCAAGCACUCGUUUGUGAACCACUACAUGAGUGAUCCCACCUACUACAACUCAUGGAAGCAGCAGCAGAGGGGACUGAAGCACUCUUCGGCAUACGCAUAUGAGGAGUGUGCCAGCGCAGACAACGAGGCCUAUUAUCAGACUGUGGUUACCACUCACAGCAUGGGGGGCACUUACACUCCUAGCGGUCAGCCCACCUCAGGCUCUCGGACUCCUGUCACUGGCUUUUCCUCCUUUGUUUGAUGUUGGAAUCUUUCUUUACCCGGCUCCCUGUCCCAAAACUGCAGACAGCAAUUUUGACUCUCACAAACAGUCUGAAGCCAAUUGCUGGAGAUAAAAAGUGAAAAACAAUGAAGACGUCUUUAUAUCUCUAGAUCUAUAUCUGUGGGUAUGAAAUGACAAAUUUUGUAAAUUCUCCUGCUUGGAUACUCGGUGCUGUCACCGAACUCCUUUUUUCAUUUGAUAUGAUAAAACUGAGCAAGAUAUUCCUAAACUGGAGCACCAUCUUGUCCUAUGAGGGUUAUGUAACAAGAGAGCCGCACUCAGUAUUGGCAAGGAACGAUGUUUUAGAGGAGAGACGGGUUUCGUAGAUGUGUCAGUCUGGGACACUUUAUUAACUGCAUAUGGACAAUGCAGCCUGUGCUUUCAAAUGGCCAGCACCUUAUGGAAAAUUGGACCUGAAGUGCACUUUUAACCUUUUAACAAUGGCCCUUGGCCCUUUUAUGGUACAAAAGAAUGGGUGAUAUUGAAGUUCUGCAUCGUUUGCUCACUUAUCCAAAAAAAUCUGCAUUUCUGCCAAAUGAAGUGGGCACUUGGCUGAUUACCUGUAGUUCACUUCCAAAGAAGGAGGACAAAACAAUGUCAAAAAGUGUCAACUGAAGUGAGGAUUAUGCAUGGGGUGCGGCUCGCUGGCCACGGGGGCCAACAAAACAGAGCUCCACAGUGACAACCACAGCAGCACAGUCCAAGUACGUCAGACUACAGAGCCAGCGGCAUCGGGAUAUGCAAGGAGUGCCCGCCUGUCAUCUUCAAGAGAGCCAAUCAGCUGCAUGAAGUGCCCAUCAAUCAAUUUCCUUGCAAAGCAGCCAAUCCGCUCUCGUUAGCUGUGGAGCUCUGGGCUUUCCCCUCGGACUUUGGAACUGAGUUCUGCCCGUUGUAUUUCUCUUAAUUUAAAAUAUGGAUCUAUUGAACGGCUUUGGAGAAAGAUUUUUUGUGUAUUUUUUAAUUUAAGAAAAAGAAAAAAAAUAAUGAUACUGCCUUUGCACACAUUGACUGCACUCUCAAGCCAUAUGGAUAUUUGCUUUAAUGGGGGGUAGGGGGAUGUGCAUUUGCAACUUUUUUUUAAGAAUUUAUUUGUUAUUUUUACAGAUAAGAGUUACUUGAUGGUAAGCUUCAUUUUUUUGUCACUUUUGUCCUUUUUGGGUAGUAAUGUAUGAGUACAUUUUUGUACACCUGCCAAUUUUUCGUACAUUGUACUUGUUGACCAAGAUUAUGUCACUCUAUCAUCUGCCUGUGUGGAGCGCCGUGAAGCUCACAGGAUGUCCCUAAAAAUGAAGGACAGCUACCUGCUUUGUUCAGUGCAGCAUACGCACUAGAGGAUCAAGGAGAAUGUGCCAGUCACAGCGUAAGGGAUGAGCAUGCCAGGCUGCAAGUGGAUCCAAUUCAAGGCCCGCCACGUUAGUAAAUGCAAUAUUCAGUAAGUCACUACAUGCAUUUAUAAGAAAAAAAGCAAGUUGAUUGGAAGUGACAUGCCUGUCACUUAGAGUCACCAUCACCAUGAAAAGUGAGUUGGAUUUUUUUUCCUUUUAUAAUUCACUUUAUUAAUGAAGGAGUUGCUGCCCACUUGAUGUUGUAGCAAUAACAGAGAAGAGUGGCGGAGUGGCUGUUGGUUCUGCCUCACAUGUCCAGCAACUAGGGCACUGUCUGGGUGAAACCUGCACAUGUCCUCUGUGUCUGCACGGGUGUCAUCUUCCAUAGCUUAAAGACGUAUACGUUAGGCAGAUAGGUGACGCUACAUUGGAUCAGCAUGAGGUUGAUUAGCAGACAUUCUGGCUUUAAAAAGUUGAUUCAUGGAGGGCGAAUGUUGUACCUUCUUUGAAAACGUGUGAACCUCAGCCUUGAAAACAAAAACUGAACAAUACAAUUAAAUUGUUCAACAAAUUUGGGCAUGGGGAGCAAUUUCUGUGACUUUACAGUCCAUUGGUAGAAGUCAAGAAGAAGAAGGUGAUUUCAGGAUGACUCGUAGAACUUCCAGAGGACCGGGCUUCUAACAUUCUAUUGUCCUAUUUAGGGCUGGUUUUCUCCAAUCCAUCCAUCCAUUAUCCAACCGGUCAAGAAAAUGAGUGGUUGGGAAAGUAGAUAAAAUGGAUAUUUUAUGAAGUGGGUAGGCGGCACGGUGGCACAGUGGUAGCGCUGCUGCCUCGCAGUU